This is a messenger RNA of Lingula anatina, 2391 nucleotides long. Its product is annotated as carnosine synthase 1-like. The record is from RefSeq and is a predicted model, not a curated record. Gene Ontology annotation, biological process: carnosine biosynthetic process. Gene Ontology annotation, molecular function: ATP hydrolysis activity; carnosine synthase activity; metal ion binding. Lineage: Eukaryota; Metazoa; Brachiopoda; Lingulata; Lingulida; Lingulidae.
AUGGUGGUACUGGGGGAACCUCUGACCUGUCUGAACCUGUAUGAGGAGAUAUCGGAUGUACGCUUGCACAGUGAAAGUCACACCAGUGUCGAAUUUGAGAAAAAAUUAGAUUGCCCACUAGGAGUCACGCAAGAUUUGAUGAAGUAUUUGGAUGAUCGAAUUCUCACUCGUAUUCUGGUAGCGGACGCUGGUGUUGCCUUUCCCGAUACGUUGGCGUUCGUGUUCAGAUCACGAAUGCCUUAUUACUCGGAGAGAAAUAAUAUUUCCGUUGUCACUGUUGACGAUAAAGAAGACGGAAAAGAGGCAACGAAGAAGGAGUUGGAUGUUUUUAUUAGUUCUUUGUCUACAAAAGAGAUUAAAGCGGUAGUUGUCAAGGCAGGUGAGCCUGCGUCACGAAGUGUUACCUACCAUUCUGCCAAAGACGUAGAGAACAUCUACAGCGCCGUAUGUCAAGGUCUGGCUGUUCUGGAAGAUGGGGAGAGUAUCAUAGUGGAGGCAUUUUGUGAGACUCUUAAACCACUACCUGUCCCUCAUCUUGACUAUGAGGAACAGGCAGUCGGCAUCAAGUCAAAGGCAUUGUCCUGCACAAUACGAGCUGUCGUCUGCUGCACUCCUGAUGGGAAUCAGCUGGUUUCAGACAUUGUCUGCGGCAUUGGUCACGCGGACAGAACGCUCCAUUGCAACAAUACUUUACCAUUGUCUCUGGAAAGCUUUCUGAUUCAGUGGGGGUUACAGAAUAAAUCCAAAAUUGAAAAGAUACGUUCAAUGAUUAAAGAAAAAGCGGAGGAUAUAUUGGGAAAUUGGAUGAAGCACGAGAACUGUCUCAACAAAGAACGCGGAGGAUUAUUGGCAGAAACAGGCAUUAUAGGAGUCAAUUUUGUCUUGACUCAGCAAGAAGCCGGCAGUUAUGAGGCCGUUGCUGUCAGUGUCAAUAACAGCAGGAAAAUCAUUGAAAACACACAGAUGUGCGAAUUGCAGAACCCUGCCGAGCUUGGAAGCAGCGUGCGCCCCCUGGUGGCAACCAUGGUCAACCGUAGUCAGCGAUUUCUUCUUCGAGGAAAGAAAAUCCUCCUUAUUGGUGGAGGAGAAAGGAUACGUAAAGAGUUCGUUUGGAGAGCUGCCGAGGAGUACAAUGUUAAGAUCAUUUUGAUUGACCCUGAUCCUAACCACAGUGCGGUGAAAAGGGUAUACAAGUUUAUCCAAUGUGAUAUAGAAGACCACAGCCACGAUGAUGAAAAUACCAAGAAAAUUGUCCAUCUACUGCGCACACAAGGCCUAGACGUAGACGGAUGCAUGACAGUGGACGAGAAUUACGUUCCUCUGACGGCUUUGGUGUGCGAAGCACUGCGCAUGCUUGGAAAUACCCCCGAGGCUUCAAGAAUGGCUAAGAAGAAAAGUUUGAGCCAAAAUGCUUUGUUGGCAUCGUCGACCUGCAGCUCUUUCUUGCCAAAACCUCAUCUAUAUGCAGUCAAGAUACACGAAAUUGUCCGACCUGAAGAUGUGAAGGGAUCCUCAAAUCUUAUUAGGUAUCCCGCCAUUCUGAAGCCGGAAUACGGGGCAUAUUCCUUCGGUAUCCAUCUGGUAAAAGACGAGAAAGAGUGUCUGAAAUACUUCAACAGCAUUCAGAAAACAUUACAGAACACGGAUGAAAAAGCGUUUGGCAUUGGUUACGGCAAGGAAAUGCACCUAGCAGAGUAUUCACUAGGAACAAAACAUGGGGUGGAGGUCGUCAUGUUUCGAGGAAAGAUUUUAGCGGCAUUCAUCUCUGAUUGUGGACCUACCCGCUUUCCUCUCUUUUUUGAGACUUCAUCGUGUAUGCCGUCAUGUUUACCCCUUGACAAGCAGCGGCAGAUGGUAAUGGCCACAAAGCAGUGUGUUGACGCGGUUGGUCUCACAGAUGGAGUGUAUAGUGUCGAGUUUAAAAUGGCGCCGACGGGACCGAAACUGAUCGAGAUCAACGAACGAGUAACCGGCGCCCAUUACCGGAACUGGAUACGCACCGUCUUCGAAACAGAUAUCCUUUUCCUAAAUUUCUUGAUUGCAUGUGGGAUACAACCACGCGUCUGGCCAUUGGAGCCAAGGUGUCAGCUGAUAGGGGUCAUGUGUACCACAACAGCCCACGCCAAGGCACUAUCGCGACCGGGCAUUGCCACACUGGAGAUCCUUGCUGAGGCUCAUGAAAAAGGGGAAAUAAUAUUAUUUCCAAUGGAGUCCGAGUUGAAAGAAAAUGAGCCCUAUGAGAACUUGUUAUGCCAGGUAGCUGUAAAGGGGAAAUCUGUAAAUGAGGCAAAGAAAAAUCUGUUGGCUGUUUGCAGGAAAUAUGGGAUAGACAACCAACAGUAUCCAGUGGAACGCUUUCUGUCCCCUUUCGUGGAGUUAUCUUGGCAAUGA